UUCACGAAGGAGUUAUGUCUACAAUGAUUGGUAGUGAAAUAAAUCGUGAUAACAAUUGUAAUUCAGAUGUAGAUCAGCAGAAAAUAAUUGAAAGACAUACAGAUAAAGAAUUUAGGAUGCAAGAUACUAAUAAAAAGCAUACCGUACAUUGGUUUAGAAAGGGUUUAAGACUUCACGAUAAUCCUUCUUUGAAAGAAGGACUUGCAGGUGCUUCAACCUUUCGCUGUGUCUUCGUAUUAGAUCCUUGGUUCGCUGGUAGUACAAAUGUCAGUAUCAAUAAGUGGAGAUUUCUCUUGCAAUGUUUGGAAGAUCUCGAUCAAUCGUUGCGUAAACUUAAUUCUCGUUUGUUUGUAAUACGGGGCCAGCCGGCAGAUGCGCUGCCAAAACUUUUCAAAGAAUGGGGCACCACUUAUUUAACCUUCGAGGAAGAUCCUGAGCCUUAUGGACGUGUACGUGAUGAGAAUAUUACAACACUGUGUAAAGAACUCGGUAUUACUGUCAUUCAGAGAGUUUCACAUACUCUAUACAAGCUUGGCGAAAUUAUUCAAAUGAAUGGUGGUAAAUCACCGCUAACUUAUCACCAAUUUCAAAAUGUUAUUGCACAAAUGGACGCACCAGAAUAUCCAGCGAUGACUGUGACAGCUAACUGCAUCGGAAGUGCUUAUACACCUUUCAAAGAUGAUCACGAUGAUUUUUUUGGUGUACCAACUCUUGAGGAAUUAGGCUUUGAUACUGAAGGACUUAUGGCACCUGUAUGGGUCGGUGGAGAGAGUGAAGCUCUCGCUCGGUUGGAACGACAUCUUGAGCGUAAAGCCUGGGUUGCAAGUUUUGGAAGACCAAAAAUGACUCCUCAGUCAUUGUUACCCAGUCAAACUGGGCUAUCGCCUUAUCUACGUUUUGGAUGUUUAAGCACAAGACUAUUUUACUACCAACUUACAGAUUUGUAUAAAAAGAUAAAGAAAACUGUUCCACCGCUUUCAUUACAUGGACAACUACUUUGGCGUGAAUUUUUUUACUGUGCUGCUACAAAAAAUCCAAAUUUUGAUCGAAUGCAUGGUAAUCCAAUGUGUGUACAAAUACCAUGGGAUAAAAAUGUCGAAGCUCUUGCAAAAUGGGCAAAUGGUCAGACAGGCUUUCCUUGGAUUGAUGCAAUAAUGACUCAGUUGAGGGAAGAAGGUUGGAUUCACCAUUUGGCUCGACAUGCAGUUGCGUGCUUUUUAACUAGAGGUGAUCUUUGGAUUUCGUGGGAAGAAGGUAUGAAGGUAUUUGAUGAACUAUUAUUAGACGCUGAUUGGUCCAUAAAUGCAGGAAUGUGGAUGUGGCUUUCAUGCAGCUCGUUCUUUCAACAAUUUUUUCAUUGUUAUUGUCCCGUUCGUUUUGGUAGAAAAGCUGAUCCAAAUGGAGACUACAUUCGGCGUUAUUUGCCUGUGUUGAAACAUUUUCCUACUCGGUAUAUCCAUGAACCAUGGAAUGCACCUAUGAGUACUCAGCGAACAGCUAAAUGUAUAAUUGGACAGGAUUAUUCAUUACCAAUGAUAAACCAUAACAAAAGUUCACGCAUCAAUGUUGAGCGUAUGAAGCAAGUUUAUCAACAACUACAAGUGUCCAUCAAAGGAGAAACAAUAGGUUUACUUAGUAUAGUACCGAUUCGUUCACCGCUUAUUUAUGAUCAACAGGACGAUGAAAAAAAUGCAAGAACAAACUUCGUCGAAUAUUGAACAAUAGUUCAAUAGAGAAAAAUCUAAUACAAAAUAUUCUACCUAAAAUAGAUUAAAUAUAGGAUUAUUCAGUAUUAUGUGUCCUUAGGACUAUCAAUGGAUUUUUAUUUACAUUUUCAGUGACUGA
Molecule: messenger RNA, 1845 nt
Organism: Ceratosolen solmsi marchali
Lineage: Eukaryota; Metazoa; Arthropoda; Insecta; Hymenoptera; Agaonidae
Gene: phr6-4
Product: (6-4)-photolyase
Exons: 10
Coding region: 15-1718 (567 amino acids)
Biological process (GO): negative regulation of DNA-templated transcription; circadian regulation of gene expression; entrainment of circadian clock by photoperiod
Cellular component (GO): nucleus; cytoplasm
Molecular function (GO): FAD binding; DNA binding
Source: RefSeq, a predicted model, not a curated record